GAAAUGAAACAUCAGUUCUUGUACCUCCUCUCUAUUCCAAUUCUCUCCAUUUUAUCUCUUGAUUUAUAACACGUUAUCAGCACGAAUUCGCUUUAACUAUACCAGCUGAAUUCUCUGAUGAAAACCAAACCACACCACAAAGCCCAACUUCAUUUCUUCAGCUCUCAUAUAUCUGUCAAGCAAUUUAGCAAACAGUUUGCGAGCAUAUCCAGGGCAACCGUUGAGCUUCAAUCUCACCCAGCAAUUCCAAACCUUUUAUCUAUCAGAAGCAAGUUGCCAAACAGGAAAAACGAAGAACCAAAUUUAAGCGCAAUAUCUGAUAUCAUCUCUGGCCUCACUUUUGCCAGCCUUGCAAUUCCUCAGGGCAUCAGUUAUGCAAAGCUUGCAAGUUUGCCUCCAAUUGUUGGGCUAUAUUCUGUGCUGGGGAGUUCUAGCCAUCUUGCUGUUGGCCCAGUUUCAAUAACAGUGCAAGAAAUCAGAACCAGCGAAACCCCAGAAACUGAGCCACGUGCUCCGAUCCAUCACAGUUGCCCAGCAAACCUCUCAGCCUGCUUUACAUGAAGGUCUGCAAUUCUCGCGUACCAAGCAAGUUAGCAACAACAUGGGCUGCAACCAAAAGUCCUGCUGUGGCUAAUCCUAGUUUGAAAGCUGCAUGGAAUUUGAGUGCUCUGCUCCGAGUCUCUGGAGAGAGGCCCUAUCUUCUUACUCGUCUCGCAUCCAAUCACUCAACAAACCCAAUUUGGUUUCUCUCGACGACUUUUACCGCAACGCGCUCCCUUCUCUCCUCCACCAAGGAAACCCUAGCCCCUUCAUCACCACCUCCGAGCUCUCUGACCUCAUGCGUUGGAAGCUCACACGUGGCAAAUGGCGGCCGAGGCUGUUGGAUUUCGUAUCGGCUUUGGACGAGGCCGUGGUGAAAUCGGCCUCCCAAAAGGCGUUUCAGGCUCUUCCUGAUAUCUCAAAGGCUAUCUCUGAGCUCACGGUGCUCAAAGGACUGGGUCCCGCCACCGCCUCUGCCGUUCUGGCAGCUUACGCUCCUGACGUGGCGCCCUUCAUGUCCGACGAGGCUAUGGUUGCAGCUCUUGGCAACUCCAAAGACUAUACACUCAAGCAGUACCUGUUAUUCGUAAAUAAGUUACAGGAGAAAGCGAAGGAACUGACUGCCGAAUGGGAGACCUUCACGCCAUCAGAUGUAGAGAGGGCUUUGUGGAGUGGUGCUGUAGGGGCCAAGCUGCCAUCUUCGCAAUCAGAUCCAGACCUCAAAACUGAUAAAACUUGUCUUGUGCAGCAGAGCUACUACGACGAUUCCAGCACGCACCCAAAGCCGAUGGAUCUCUUAGCUUUUUGGUUCUUGGAGAUUGGGGAAGAAGAGGAGCCUUCAAUCAAUCUCAAGUUGCUCUUCAGGUUCAUGUUCAUCAAUCAUGGAGCAGACAAACGCUUUCACGAGCACUAUGGUUUGUCUCAACUUUUCUAAUUACAUAUAUUAAUGUCAUAAUAUUAUAUUGUUUCCUAUUUCCUCUAGUUUUGACAGGAAUUACA
This is a messenger RNA of Prunus persica (peach), 1539 nucleotides long. RefSeq lists its product as uncharacterized. Lineage: Eukaryota; Viridiplantae; Streptophyta; Magnoliopsida; Rosales; Rosaceae. The coding region runs from base 653 to 1474 and encodes 273 amino acids. The record is from RefSeq and is a predicted model, not a curated record. The transcript has a single exon.